Molecule: messenger RNA, 4886 nt
Organism: Ostrea edulis (European flat oyster)
Lineage: Eukaryota; Metazoa; Mollusca; Bivalvia; Ostreida; Ostreidae
Exons: 8
Coding region: 250-2478 (742 amino acids)
Source: RefSeq, a predicted model, not a curated record
UAAGUUAUUUACAGAAACAAGUGCCUGUGGAAAUGCUGUGCGAUUACAGGCCACAAGUUGUUUUCCAAGAUUUCAAUGUACUUGUGCCUGUUUUAUCCAUAUGCAGUCAAAACUGCCAUAGCGACCCACUGUAUUGAUAAUUAAGCGGCUCACUCGUAUGUGACCAUAAAAAGUCCCCCCCCCCCAAAGACGUUACUCUAUAUAUUGUACUUGUAUUAAACGACCACCUGUCUGACGCGACCAACGACCAUGAUUUUUACAACCUUUUCGUGUAUUUUCACGAAAUUUUACCUCUAUUUUAACGACUUCACAUUUUUCAAUUACAACGUGUUACUACUUUCGAUUUCGGUUGAGCCGACUAUUCUGGGAAUUAUCGCCCCUAACACUUUCGUUUUCAAACGGACGAACGCACACGGCGCAUUUGUUUCAUCACCCGGGUCAAGCCGGUUGAUACUUCUGGAAACAGGUAUGGAUGGAAAUAAAGAAGAGCAAGAGUCAAAGAAAGACAAUGCACAUCCGAGAAAUGCACAGAAAAUGAAGAAAAAUUCCACAGAACUUCAAGCAGCAGUUUGUGAUUCGGAUUCGUGUGAAUGCCAUUGUGAAGACAAACAUGUCAACUUAAAAGAAGGAUCCAGAAGAAAAUCCAGAAGUGGAUCUAAUCCAACAAAGGCACAGAAUAACCUGAAGUCCAAUGUAAAGGUCAGGAAAACGUUAACAGUGCCGUGUUCAUCAUCAGAAGCCUGUGAAUAUGACAGAGAAAAUGGUGAAGAUGAUGAAGACGAUGAAGGGGAGACAACUCAGAGAGAGCAUCCAGAGUUGUCUUCCUUGCUCCAUGACUUGUGUAAUUCUAAGUUUGGUAACAACUCAAAUGAAAGCAAACUGAAAUCUCAGCAGAAAAACCAAAGGGAUCCAAGAACGCUGAGACCUAAUCAGAAGUCAACAGGCGCUGAUCAUGCUGAUGAGAUUCAGACAUCACAAUCCACGUCUCAUGAAGCCGAGACCACCGGACAGACCUGUGACUUUCUCUCAGGGCUGCAUUAUGCUAUUCCAUUUCUGUCUGACCGGCUGAGAUCAAGUUUGUUCAGCAGGCUGAGAUGUCAUUCAGAGCCCAAGGACAUGGGAGCAGUCAAUCAGCACGAUCCGAAGACCCAAGACAACAAUCCGAAGACCCAUGAAGAAACUUACCACAGUGAUUCCUACCACAGCAACGACAGUGAAAGUUUUCCAUUGGAAGGAUACCCUUGCUCCCAGAACCAGCAUCUACCUCUGUAUUGUCAUGGCAUCCCAUCACCAUGCCAACAGGCCGACUGUGACCAUGACAACAACAUUAACCAGCCCUGUAAAUGUGACUGUCAUGUCAAUGAAACUCUGUCAUCUUGUAAAAAAUUUGAUGAAUGUGAAUGCGAUUCACAAACUUUGAUAGGCUCUUUACCAAGUCAAUUUGAGCAACCUUCUUGUUCUAGUCACUUUUAUAAUGGUCCUUGCAAUCUUGAAAGCAGCCAUCUUGAAAGAGGUGCGUCUAGAGAAAAUUAUUUUUCUGUUUACCAUGGUGAGGAUGGGACCAUGAUACCAUGUGACAAUGAUUCAGAAUCCUGUGGUGUUUGGGAUUACAAUGAAGAACUUUGUGCACAUGAUGGUCACAACAGCGAUGAUGUUGACAUCGGCAACACCCCAGAAAUCCCCGAGGACCAUCACAGUAUGCCUCACUCUGAAAACAGUAUAUUCAGAGGACAGUUUUCCUCCCCAUUCUCAGAUGAGGGGAUUGAGGAGUCCAUGGCAAGGAUUGUGGAAGAAAUGGGGAAAAUUGAUGUACUGGGGCAGAUGUUGGAGGACGAGGAUGAUAUGUCCAGUGAUUGUUCUGACUAUGUCCCUGACCUAUUUUCAAGUCUGAGUUCUGACAGUUGCCAGGCAGAUGACGAGUUUGAGUGUGACUGUGGACACUGUGAAGGGUCAGGGCCGGGUCACCAUGACAACUGCGCUGACCUAGAUUGGCAGAUAGCUGGGAGAUUGGAGAGUCAUGGCAUGGGAACUAAUUCAAGUGUUCAAAAUAGGUCACUUGUUGAACCUUCACAUGAUAGUAUGCCUGUAGGAGUGUCUGUGACCUCUGAACUUGAAGAUGAUGACAUCGAGGAGGGUGUGUAUCAGAUCAGCCUGCUGCCUCCUUUGGAUACCCAACAGUUAGAGACCAUGUUUGAGGCUAUGAUAGCUCAGCUACAAGAAAUCAAUCUAGCAGAAGAAGCUCCGCCUCCUGCCUCCACAUCAACCAUUCAGAACCUUCCUUACAGCACAGUUACUGCCCAGCAAAUUGAUGACCUUGCACCCUGCUCUAUAUGUUUGUCCUCCUUUGUUGACAUGGAUACCAGCUCACACCUGCCCUGCAAUCAUCUGUUUCAUCUUCACUGCAUUAAAGCCUGGCUAGUAAAGUCUGCGACCUGUCCGGUCUGUAGGUGUCGUGUACAGCCACAGUCAGGUCCAUAGAAACAGGAAGUGAGGUCAUCUCAUCAGCAUGUGUGUGGAGUCGCCAUUAGAUCCAUAGAAACAGGAAGUGGGGUCAUCUCAUCAGCAUGUGUGUGGAGUCACAGUCAGAUCCUUAGAAACAGGAAGUGAGGUCAUCUCAUCUGCAUGUGACCCCACAGUAUAUGUAAUAUUAGGCCAAAAUGUAGAUUGCUUGUGAUUUCUUGCAAAAUAUGUACGAAUCUUGCCUGGUUUUUGGUUUUUUUUUUAAAUAAUUAUAUAAUUCUGUAAAAGCAAUUAUUUUUGUGGGGCCAAAUUUUGGAUGUUUGAGAAAAAUCAGCAUGCUUGUGGGGAAAACUUUGAAAAGUAGUUAUUCUGUAUAAAUACAUUACGGUCUGUCUUGUUCAUGGGGGAUUGGAAUGGUGAGAAUGCCCAUACCACAAGAACAAUGAAAAUGAACCACUCAUGAAAAUCGAAUGAUUUUACUGCAAGCUCGACAGAUAGUCGUUUGAUGUAAAGAUGCUUACUUCUGAUUAUGUAAUAACUGCUGUCAUUUCUCUAUGUAAAAAAAUUUUCAACACAUCUUAUUUUCACCCAUACACAAUGGAGAAUAUCUAAAAUUGCCCCGAAUUAAUUCUUGUUACUUUAAAGUAAUGAAGGAAUUUCACAGGGUUUUUUUCCCAAACGGAAAGAUUAUCGCUUAAGAUUGAUGUUAAAUGACUAGGGCAAGGGGCCUUUUUUAUUUUGUUAUAUAGGAAUACAAUGUACAAUAACCCAUCACAAAGGCUUAGAUAAUAAACAUUAUAUAGGGCAUCAUCGUACAAAAUUGUUUAUCUAGAGAUUUGUGAAAAGUGUUUGUAUAUCUUAUUGAAUCCUAUGAAAAUCACCAGUUUUGUUUGGGCAAAUAACAAAAAAGAAGCAAUUUUUAAAGAUGCUCCUGAUGAAAAUUUAAAGUAUUCCAAACCACUGUGAAAAAAGAUAUAUGUCAUGAGACAAAAUCUAAUGUUAAAAAAAUUCAGUCUCAGGGGAGAUGAUUCUUUUUUAAAAGGAUAAAAUCUCAGAAUAUUUCAAUAAUGAGUACCAAGCUGGAUAAAUUGAAUUGCCAAGUAUGCAAUUUAACAAUUGAUGAACUGCAUUAAGAGUGGAAUUUUGCCUAUUACACAGUGAAUAACUUUAUGUAUUGUGUGAGCAGUCCAAAAAGAGCUCGUUACUUUACAUGUGUAUUGACAACGACCAAAUGUUUUGUUACAGUACAUGUAUGUGAUACUACGUUUUAAAACCUUUGUUUGUUAUAUGGCUGGGAGUACUUGUAGACGUGUGCAAUAGAUAGACUUGUUGUUAUGAGUAUAUGAUAAUAACACAGAUAUUUUAUUGGUAGAAAAGAGUGUGUUGCUUAUAUUUUAGAAUUGUUCUAUGAUGAACAAGAAGUAUAUGGAGGUUUCAGCUUCAUUUCUUUUAUUACGUUGUAUAUAGAUCUGUCUAACCGUCAUGUUUCCUAAUGCGGACUAGAUCAUCAGCUCUCCAGUAAGGGGGGGGGGGGGGGGGGGCAGGAACAAGGGAACCUCCCCUCCUCACUGCCUCCACCCCUCCCUCCACUCAUUUUACACUCUCCUUUACAUUUAAAGUCUCUAUUUAAUGUGCAGUGAAUCAAAUUUCUUAAGGCUUUUAUGUAAUGGGGUUAAACAAAAUUGCAAAAUUUGAAAAAGAAAAAAAAAGGAAAAAAAGAAUGGAAGACUGGGUUGAAAUAUACACGUACAGUGAAACUGAUUGUGGAGGUGCUGGAUUAGACACUGUACAGCACAAAGCAUGGCUAAACUAUAUAAAAAAAAAUACAUUUACAUUAGAACAUGCAUGUAAUUCAUCAAUUGAAUGGUAUCAUUAUUUUUUGUAAAAUUUCAAAAAAUAAGCCCAUGUAAUGAACUUUAAUUUGAAGGGAAAACAAUGGAUGCUUUAUUGAAAAUAUUCCCAGUUUUGUCUAUAGCCUUUUUACCACAUCUGGAGUACACAUCUUUUUUAACUAGAAAGUAAAGGCACAACUUGAAAGAAAUUUUAAAAAGUGAAUAUUAUACAUAAAUUCAAAUUAAAUUUGAUGAAAAUGUUUUUCGAGUAUAAUUUUAUGAUCAGUCUGUAUACAUGUAGGUGUAUAUGCAGUAGUUGUUUUGUAAAAGAAUCUUUGUAUUGCAUAUCAAUUGUGUCAUGUUUAAAGUUAUUUGUUUUAUUAUUUGUUGUUUACAUUUGUCCUAUGAAUUUGAACUGUUUGGAACUCAGAUUUUUUUUCCUAUUGUAUGCUUAACAGUCUCGAUUCAAUGUAAUUUGUAUAAUCUGGGAAGUCUGUCAAAAUGUUGUAGUGUCUCAUUUAUUUCUUUCAUAUCACUCAUCACUAUUUAUUCCUUCUACUUCCAUUUUGAUAUUAAAAAAUGGCUAUACAAAGA